AUGUUCUGUGGAGGCUGGAUCCUACUCUUCCUGGCCACAGGGGCAGGCACUGAAAAGCCGGACUGGUCAGACUGCCCUCACGAUGGUCCUGUUUGGAGAUACCGCGCUAUGGCCGAGGAGAAAUUUUACCUGUUCUGUGCUGAACCACCCAAGGGUCAAAGUCCUCUCUUACACAGGGAUGUCCUGGCCCUGAGACAGGGCAUGUGCCAUGAAAAAGAAUGCAACUACUCUACAGUGCGAUGGUUCCAACAACUCCAGAAUAGUAAAGAUCUCCAAGACAUUAGCACCAUGAGGAGCCCUGACAUCAAACAGGAGAAAAAUGCACUUUGCUUCCUAUCCGUAAAGAGCGAAAAUGCUGGACUGUACUUCUGUACAAUCAGGUCUCCUGCAGGACGAUCCAGUUGCCUCAAGAUGAUCUUAGAUGUUCAGCCAAAGUCGAAGACACGCUGUUUGGGCUCUGGACCAAACCUGGUAGACUUCCUCAUUGGGAGCCAAAAUUCAAUUUCUUGCCCUGGUUUCCAUUGCCAGCAUGAUUCACCAAAGUCAGCUGUGAAGUGGUACAGGAUUGAAAAGCCUUUUUCUCUGCCCAUUGAGAACAAUAGAGUCCAUCUGAAAGAAACUUAUAAAGAUCACCGUGGAACCUAUGUAUGUGAUUACAUCCAGUCUGAUAACAGCAGUUGGUGGACGGUGAGGUCUGUUGUUCAAGUGAGGACUGUUGUGGCAUUUACUAAAAUGACACCAGAAAUUUUGGAGCCCAUAGAGAAGACCCUGGAAGUAGAGCUAGGAAAGCCUUUUGCCAUCAACUGCACUGUUCGUUUCGGAUUUCAAAACUCUUCUCUCCCACCCCAGCUGGUAGAAUGGUAUACAGAUGACAAGGAGCAGCUUCUGCAAAAAGAAACUUGUAAACUUACAACCACAGAGGAGCUCAAAAUUUGCAAAGAAGUCAGACUGAUAAAAGUAACUCCAAAAGAUCUUCACAGAACGUUCCAUUGUUUUGCUCAGAAUGCUAACGGAAAAGUUGUCCAAGUCAUCCGACUGAAAAGAAAACUGCCCAGAAAAAAAGGAGGGACUUUGACCUACGUGUUAUGUGGCACCAUCACCAUGCUCCUUGCAGUCCUGGUGGCAAGUGCUCUCAUCUGCCUGUACUGGAUCGAAAUCGUCCUGCUAUACCGGCGCUGUUGGGCCAAGGAUGAAACACUGUGGGAUAGGAAAGAGUAUGAUGCCUUCGUGUCAUAUGCUAAGUCGGAUUCUUCUGAAAGCCCAGACUCUCUGCCUCUCAGUGAAGAAAGCUUUGCACUAGACUUUCUCCCCAGUGUGCUGGAAAAGAUGUAUGGCUACAAACUGUGUUUGUUUGAAAGAGAUAUGCUUCCUGGAGGAGCCUACACUGAUGACAUUGUGACUGUAAUUAAACGGAGCAGGAGAGGAAUCUUCAUCCUGAGCCCCAACUACAUCAGUGGACCCAGCAUCUUUGAGCUGCAAGCAGCAGUAAAUUGUGCUCUAGGAGAUCAAACACUAAAGCUGAUUUUAAUUAAAUUUCAUCCCUUCAAAGAACCAGCUCACUUACCUCACCUGGUGAAGAAAGCCCUCAGUGUUUUACCCAUGAUCCCCUGGAAAGGUUUGAAAUCUGCUUCUGCCAACUCCAGGUUUUGGAGCUCAGUGCGCUACCAUAUGCCAGUGAAAACCUCGAGGGGAUUAAGGAGCACAGAGCUGGAGAUUUUUCCAAGAAACGAUUCACAUGAGGAGAAACCCCUGAAAGAAACUCAUGGAACCAAUAAGGGAGACGAGAAAGGAACUCAAAUAUCAUAA
Molecule: messenger RNA, 1806 nt
Organism: Tachyglossus aculeatus (Australian echidna)
Lineage: Eukaryota; Metazoa; Chordata; Mammalia; Monotremata; Tachyglossidae
Gene: IL18RAP
Product: interleukin 18 receptor accessory protein
Exons: 10
Coding region: 1-1806 (601 amino acids)
Biological process (GO): interleukin-18-mediated signaling pathway
Molecular function (GO): interleukin-18 receptor activity
Source: RefSeq, a predicted model, not a curated record